Pistacia vera is the source of this 2592-nucleotide messenger RNA. RefSeq names its product G-type lectin S-receptor-like serine/threonine-protein kinase At4g27290. The transcript is spliced from 7 exons. Gene Ontology annotation, biological process: protein phosphorylation; recognition of pollen. The record is from RefSeq and is a predicted model, not a curated record. The coding region runs from base 39 to 2543 and encodes 834 amino acids. Lineage: Eukaryota; Viridiplantae; Streptophyta; Magnoliopsida; Sapindales; Anacardiaceae. Gene Ontology annotation, molecular function: protein serine/threonine kinase activity; ATP binding.
UUGGCUAAAUACGUAACAGCCAGUGCUUGAAUGCAAACAUGAGAAGACCUUUGAGGGGAUUCGGAAUCCUAAUUAUACACUCAUUUCUAGUUUGUGCCAUAAGAAUUGCUACUGCAGAAGACAGAAUUACUGCAGGGGAAUCUAUCAGAGAUGGGGAAACAGUGGUUUCAGCAGCCGAAAGCUUUGAACUUGGGUUCUUCAGUCCAGAGAACUCAAAUAGCAGAUACUUGGGGAUUUGGUACAAGAAAGUUUCACCUGGGACAGUUGCAUGGGUUGCUAAUAGAGAUGCUCCACUUUCUGAUCACUCAGGAGUUCUUAGUAUUUCUCGUCAGGGAGUUCUUGUGCUUCUCAAUAGCACCAAUGACACUAUUUGGUCAUCAAAUGCAUCGAGAACAGCAUCGAAUCCGGUGGCGGUGCUCUUAGAUUCUGGAAACGUUGUUGUGAAAGAUGGAAGUGAUGAUAAUAACCCAGAUAACUUCUUGUGGCAAAGCUUUGAUUACCCAUGUGACACUUUAUUACCAGGUAUGAAACUUGGCAUAAACUUGGAUACAGGUUUGAACAGGUUUUUAUCAUCGUGGAAGAGCUUAGAUGAUGCUGCCGAAGGAGAUUUCACGUUUAAGAUAGACCCUGAUGGGUAUCCACAAACAUAUCUUAGAAAGGGUUCUGAUAUACAAUUUAGAUCAGGUUCCUGGAACGGUCUCCGUUGGACAGGAGCUCCUACACUGAAACCAAAUUCAGUAUAUACUUAUGAGUUUGUCUUGAAUGAGCACGAAGUGUAUUUCAAAUUUGAGAUCCUGAAUGAUUCAGUCCCUUCAAGGAUGGUGCUGAGCCCAUCAGGUCAGCUGCAGCGUUUCACAUGGAUAGAUCGAACACGAAGAUGGGCUCCAUAUUCUGCAACAAUAAGUGAUCAGUGUGACAAUUAUGACCUGUGUGGUGCAUAUGCUAGUUGUAACAUUAAUAACCCUCCUACUGAAUGUGGAUGCUUGGAUGGAUUCUCACCAAAAUCUCCUGGAGACUGGAAUAUCUUUGAUUGGUCCGAUGGGUGUGUUCCAAGGACUCCAUUGAACUGCAGUGAGAGUGGAGAUGGCUUUUUGAAGCUCUCAGCAGUAAAAUUGCCGGAUACGAGUCAUUCCAAGGCUGAUAAGAAUUUCAGCCUUUUGGAAUGCGAGAAAUUGUGUUUUGACAAUUGCUCUUGUACGGCAUAUGCCAAUUUAGAUGUCAGAGAUGGGGGGAGUGGUUGUUUGCUCUGGUUUGAUGACCUGAUUGACAUAAGAGAUUAUACUGACAUUGACGGUGGGCAAGAUCUCUAUGUUCGGAUGGCUGCUUCAGAACUAGAUAAAAUUAGGAAGAGAAGGAAAUCCAGUAAGAAGAAGCAUGUGGUAAUCAUAGUAACAUCUGUAAUUGCAGCCAUGGGAGUACUUGUAUUAGGAUGCAUCGCGUAUAUGCGGAGAAAGAAACCUAAGAAUCAAGGGAGGGCUGCUAACAGCUUUCAAUCAUUGGACUACAGCAAUAAGGACAGCAGGGAAGGAGAAAUGGAACUACCAAUGUUUGAUUUAACCACCAUAGCUAAUGCCACAGACAACUUUUCAAACUAUAACAAGCUGGGAGAGGGUGGUUUUGGGCCUGUAUACAAGGGUAAGUUGAUAGAGGGACAAGAAAUUGCAGUUAAAAGGCUUUCAACAAGUUCUGGACAAGGAAUGGUAGAGUUCAGAAAUGAAGUUCUUCUGAUUGCUAAACUUCAGCAUCGAAAUCUUGUAAAGCUUCUGGGUUGUUGCAAUGAUCAAAAUGAAAGAAUGUUAAUUUAUGAAUACAUGCGCAACAAAAGCUUGGACCACUUUAUUUUUGAUGAAAAAAGAAGCAGAUUACUGGAUUGGGGCAAGCGAAUCUGUAUAAUUGAAGGAAUUGCUCGAGGGCUUCUUUAUCUUCAUCAAGACUCUAGACUAAGGAUUAUACAUAGAGACUUGAAAGCUAGUAAUGUGUUAUUAGAUGAUGAAAUGAAUCCAAAAAUUUCAGAUUUUGGAAUGGCUAGGACAUUUUGGGGUGAUCAAACUACAGCAAACACAACUAAAAUUGCAGGAACAUAUGGUUAUAUGUCUCCGGAGUAUGCAGUAGACGGGCUGUUUUCAAUGAAAUCUGAUGUCUUUAGCUUUGGUGUUUUAGUACUGGAGAUACUAAGUGGAAAAAGAAACAGAGGAUUUCAACACCCUGAUCACAACCAUAAUCUUCUUGGACAUGCAUGGAGACUGUGGAUAGAAGAGAGGGCAAUGGAGCUAAUUGAUGGAUCUUUGGAUGAGGCUUGUCCAUUACCUGAAAUAUUAAGGUGCAUUCAUGUUGGUCUAUUAUGUGUGCAACAAGCACCGGAAGAUAGGCCAAUUAUGGCAUCUGUUGUUCUAAUGUUGGGUGGUGAAAGAUCAUUGCCUCAACCGAAGCAACCUGGUUUUUUCACAGAAAGGAAUCUACCUGAAUCCUCAGAGUCCUCAUCAAGCAAGCAAAGAUUUUCUUCAAACAAUGAAAUCACAUUCUCAUUGUUAGAGGCUCGUUAAGUGUCUGCUGUCAAUCCAAUAUUUUUCUAUCUAACACUGUCCUAUUAUU